UCUGGAAAGACCAUCUGCAUAAAAAGCCAGAGGAAAGAAACCCAACCCGGGGUCCAAGAGAUCGUCUGAACCCUGCCAUUCACGGGUCCAUUGUUUGCUUUUUUGGAAGGAGGAAGCCCUGCGGGAGCCUUGCCUUGGAGCCCACUUUCUCGAGAUGGCUUUGCACCUGAAUGUGAAACUGCUGACCGGGGAGCUCCACUCGCUGACCAUUGCUCCCAACAAAACCGUGUGGGAUUUCAAAGCCCUGGUGGAGCAGAAAACAGGCCACUCGCGGUACCAGCAGAAGCUGGCCAGCCCCAAGAGCCCUUCCCUUGAUUUCCAGGAUGGGGCUGAGUUGUCCGCCUGCGGCCUGCAGUCCGGGGACACCCUUUUCCUCCUCCUCAAGAACGAAGAGUCCAUGACUGUCUUCCUGAAGAACGCCGGCGGCCGAACCAACACCUACCAGGUCCUGCCCUCGGAUCGGGUCUCCCAGUUCAAAGCCCGGGUUCAGCAGCAGGAGAACAUCCUCAGCACUCAGUUCUGGCUCCUGUAUGAAGGGCAAAUCCUGGACAACGAGGACCUCAAGCUCGCGGAUUACAAGAUCGCUCCGGGGGGCACCAUCUAUUUGAACCUGCGCGUCCGCGGCGGCUGGGGCGUUGCAGAUCCGGAUCCUGUUGGCAGUCCCAAUUAGAGUAGAAUCCGUUGUGGACUGGCAAGUCCACGGAUGGGUAAAAUCCACCUAGAGGAUCCAAGAUUGCCAUUUUGUCCCCAAGUUUUUUCUCCCUCUGCACCAGGAACUUUCCUUACCACCUGCAGUAUUUAAAUGCAUAGUAAAAGCCUAGAAAUGUAGUGGAGGCCAAUAGACCCAUUCCUGUUUGGUGUUUCCGUUCAAAGCGAUGCUGACAAGGCCUUUGCGCAUUGCACUUGCUGCUUUUCCUCUUCCCUCCUUGUCGCCUUUUCCUUUUGUGCAGCAUCUCUUAGAUAGCAGAUUCUGCUAGAGUUAUUCUUGCUGUUCCUGAAGCCUUCGGGGUUGAAUGGGGGGCGGGUUUCAAAGGGGAUCUUCAACAGAAACGGUGAGCCGUGCGGAUGUUUUUGUCUGUCCUCAGAUGUGUUUCUAAUGUUCAGUUUGGAUGCUCUGUUAGCAGCUAUUGCCAAUUUUCAAUAAACAAAAAUCACGAAA
Sceloporus undulatus (fence lizard) is the source of this 1159-nucleotide messenger RNA. RefSeq names its product ISG15 ubiquitin like modifier (gene ISG15). Gene Ontology annotation, biological process: modification-dependent protein catabolic process; protein ubiquitination. NCBI's taxonomy places the organism in Eukaryota, Metazoa, Chordata, Lepidosauria, Squamata, Phrynosomatidae. Gene Ontology annotation, molecular function: protein tag activity; ubiquitin protein ligase binding. The record is from RefSeq and is a predicted model, not a curated record. The coding region runs from base 155 to 670 and encodes 171 amino acids. Gene Ontology annotation, cellular component: cytoplasm; nucleus. The transcript has 2 exons.